UAUUAUUGUUAUUAUUCAUUUCAGUUGUAUGUUCCCAACCCAACGUUAUCAGAUUUUGGGUUUUGCAUUCACAAUUCUCUUCCUCUCCUUGCUUCCUCUCCAGAGAGGAUAUGGUCUCUAACUCACUCUCACUUCUCUUACCCAUUUCCUUUCCUUCCAUUUUCAAACCUGAUUCACCUUCUUCUUCUUCUUCUUCUUCUUCUUCUUCUAUCCCCACCAAAUUUCCCUUCUUCUCAGAUUCUUCCCGAUUCCCCAAGAGUUUUAGGUUAUUCCGGUGCCAAAUUCCUGCUUCCUCUUCUUCCGCUUCUAAUCAAUUACGCGACGAUGCCUCCCCCGACCCCUUUUUCCAGAACAAUUCAAUUGCUGAUUUCAUGAGGUUCAAACGGGAUGGACCCUCUGCGGAGCUCCAGACUGCUAUUGUUAGUUACAAAAAGAAGUUUCCAUGGUCUAUUCUCCAGCCAUUUGUUCAGGUUGAUUUGGUAUCAACAAUUCAUAUUGCAGACAAAGAGUAUUUUAAGGCCCUACAGAAAGAACUCGAGUCCUAUGACUCUAUACUGUAUGAGAUGGUGGCUAGUAAGGAGAGCUUAGAAAACAGAAAAAAUCCAGCUGCUAUGAAAAAACUAAAAAGUUCACGGUCACGAGGUCUUAAUAUUCUAGGUUGCAUUCAACGGCAGAUGGCUCGUGUUCUGACGCUGGAUUUCCAAUUAGAUUGCCUUGAUUACCAGGCUUCUAAUUGGUACCAUGCAGAUUUAGACUAUGAAACCUUCAGAAUACUUCAGACAGAAAAAGGGGAAAACUUCUUUACAUUUGCAAGAGACAUGACUAUACGAUCCACCAAAGCUAUGGUUCAGCCAACUACAGUACCAGAAGAUCUUGAACCUUGGAAAUCAAAGCUUCUCUGGGCAUCUCGUGUGCUUCCUAUGCCACUCGUUGGACUUCUUAUCAUUGGAAGUGUAUGUGCAGAUGGGGGAAGUCAAGCAUCAGAAUUUCCAGAAUUUGAAGCAUUGUCAAGGCUUGAUUUAGGUGCUGCGAUGAAGGUUUUUCUGGCAAAGCGUCUAACAUCUGAAUUUACUCAAGUAACUGCUGAGGUGGAGGAGAGUUCUGUUAUCAUCGGUGAGAGAAAUAAAGCUGCAACAGAAGCGCUUAGAGACGCCCUCGAUAAGGGGCACAACAGAAUCGCCAUACUAUAUGGCGGUGGCCACAUGCCCGACUUGGGGAGGCGAUUACGAGAAGAGUUCGAUCUCAUCCCGUGUCGUGUAAAGUGGAUAACAGCAUGGUCAAUUACAAAGCGAAAACUAGGCAGCAGUUCUCUCCCCUUUCUCAAGGCUCUGGCUGAUGUCUCAGGUUGGCCAUUGAACCGUUAUCAAACCUUGGCACUGCUAAUAUUCUCGUCAGUCCUAGCCGUCGACCUCUGGUUCUGGGAACUCUUUUUUGGCACAGCUGCAAAUUGGAUAUCCGAAGUUGCACUAGAAGUCUAUCAGUAUAUUGAUAAUGUACAACUGAUGUGAAAAACAUUAAAUACAUAUCCUUUGCCGUUGUAAAUAAUUCAACCGGCGGCCAUUGUUUCAUGGGCCACUCAGAAAAUAGAACAGUGAAGAACGUUGAACAUAAUUCAAUGUUGUAUAUCGAUGUAUUUUACAAUUAGGACUUCUAAUUAUUAUGCUUUGAAUGAAAGCAUGUUCUAAGUUGUACAUUGAUUAA
Messenger RNA from Cucumis sativus (cucumber), 1701 nucleotides. RefSeq lists its product as uncharacterized. Bases 111 to 1508 code for a protein of 465 amino acids. The record is from RefSeq and is a predicted model, not a curated record. Lineage: Eukaryota; Viridiplantae; Streptophyta; Magnoliopsida; Cucurbitales; Cucurbitaceae. The transcript has 5 exons.